Molecule: messenger RNA, 2058 nt
Organism: Rhododendron vialii
Lineage: Eukaryota; Viridiplantae; Streptophyta; Magnoliopsida; Ericales; Ericaceae
Exons: 4
Coding region: 1-2058 (685 amino acids)
Molecular function (GO): protein dimerization activity
Source: RefSeq, a predicted model, not a curated record
AUGGAGGUUUCUCAUUCUGUAAAAGGACCAAAUAGCUCCCAACCAUCAAAACAAAGUCGAGUGGGAAUUAACGAGACAGACCUCCCUGCAAACUCUAGGUGUGUGGAAAUUAAUGUGAUAUGCCUGCCUUCAAAUCCUAGUCGUGUGGAAAUCAACUUGGCCGAUCUUCCUUCAGAUCCUGGUUUAAGACCUGGCAUUAUGGAUUACAACCCUAAUGACCGAGAUCAAAUAUGCAGAUAUAGUAUAGCAAAAGAGGCAGCAUAUUGCUUAUGUUGUUAUCUUUUCAAGCCGGAUAUUGGUCAUCAAUCUAGUGGUGAGUCUUUUGUUGGUGAGGGCUUCUCAAAUUGGAAGAAGUGUGAUAGAAUUCGAACUCAUGUGGGAAGACCCAAUAGUGCUCAUAAUCAAGCUUGGGGCAAAUGUGAAAACUUGUUGAAUCAAAGGCAACAUAUUCAAACGGUUUUGGACAACCAAUCAAACAAAGUUCAAACCAUGUACCGGAUCCGCUUGAAUGCCACGGUUAAUUGUGUACGGUUUCUACUAAAACAAGGACUUCCAUUUUGUGGUAAUGAUGAGUCUGCUGAUUCAAGUAACCAAGGAAAUUUCCUUGAACUUCUAAAGUUUCUCUCCGACCACAAUGAAGAAGUGAGAGGUGUUACAUUCGACAAUGCUCCGCAAAAUCUUAAAUUGGUAGCUCCCACUAUCCAAAAGGAUAUUGUAAAUGCGGCGGCAUGUGAAACUAUCAAAGUGAUUGUGAGAGAACUUGAUGAUGCACAAUUUUCUGUGUUAGUUGAUGAAGCUCGUGAUGUAUCAGUCAAAGAGCAAAUGGCGAUUGAUGCUAUGGAGAAUUUGUUUUGUAGACUUGGGUUGAGCACAUCUAGAUUGAGGGGACAAGGGUACGAUGGAGCUAGCAAUAUGCAAGUGGUGACUGUUGUUGGUGUGUCAUGUAAACGUUGUGGUGUUCUUCGGGAGAAACAGCUAGAAAGAGUUGUUCAGGCACUUAGAAUUGGAGAGCUUUCACGUGGGCAAGGCUUAAACCAAGAAACCAAUCUCCAACGUCCUGGUGAUACAUGUUGGGGAUCUCAUUAUAGAACUUUAGUUAGAUUGAUGGGUAUGUUUGAUUCAGCGAUUGAUGUUCUUGAAAUUAUUUUGGAGGAAGGUUCCAACACUGACCAAAGAGCAGAGUUGAAUGUAUUGUUGGACAAUUUACAUUCUUUUGAGUUUGUACUCAAUCUUCAUUUAAUGAGAGCGAUUUUGGCUAUUACGUCGGAGUUAUCACUAGCUCUACAAAAAAAAGAUCAAGAAAUUGUGAAUGCUAUGACUUUGGUUCAAAUGUCCAAGAUAGGGCUUCAAAUGAUGAGGGACAGUGGAUGGGAUUCUUUGCUUGAGGAAGUUGUAUCUUUUUGUGUGAAAAAGAAAAUUAAUAUCCCCAAUAUGGAUGACAAGUUUGUACCUCAAGGGCGAGGAAGACGUAAUGCUCCAGAAAUAACAAACUUGCAUCAUUAUCGAUUUGAGAUAGUAUACACUGUUAUUGACUUGCAACUUCAAGAAUUGAAUGAUCGUUUUACCGCGGCUAACAGUGAGCUGCUACUUUGUGUGGCAUGUUUGGAUCCACGCAACUACUUUUCUAGUUUUGACAAGAAAACGUUGCUUCGUCUUGCCGAAUUUUAUCCGAAAGAAUUUUCUCCGGUUGGCCUUAUGGUACUUUAUGAUCAACUAGAUACGUACAUUUUUGAUAUGCGUAGUAGUGAUGAGUUCUCGAGGUUGAAUGGACUCACUGAUCUUUCUGAAAAAAUGGUGGAGACGGGAAGAGAGAAACUGUAUCCUUUAGCUUACUUGCUCUUGACUUUGGCAUUAAUUUUACCGGUUGCAACCGCUUCAGUCGAACGAGUAUUUUUAGCCAUGAACAUUGUGAAGAAUCGGUUGCGGAACAAGAUGAGUGAUCAAUGGUUGAAUGAUAGCUUGGUGGUCUACAUAGAGAGAGAUGUUUUUGAUGGAAUUCCUAAUGAAACAAUCAUUCAACACUUUCAAGAUAUGAAAAUUCGGCGGGGACAAUUGUGA